This is a messenger RNA of Rotaria sp. Silwood2, 6453 nucleotides long. Lineage: Eukaryota; Metazoa; Rotifera; Eurotatoria; Philodinida; Philodinidae. The record is from the annotation of a GenBank genome assembly.
AUGAAAUAUAACAAUCGAUACAUAUUUUUUCCAGGUCAUACAUUAUUUGUUGUCGAUAAUAAUGAUCAACUGCUUUCUAAACCAAUUCAACUACUUGAUCAUACUUAUUCAUCGUUGAGUAUUUCUGACUUUACUCUUGUUACUUUUCUAUAUGAUGAAAAAACUAAUGAACAAAUAUUACUUACACCUAAACAAUAUCUAAUUACAAUACAACAAGCUGAAUUUACAUCAAGAAAAUUUAUUACGUACAUUAUCAAUAAAGAUAAAUCAAUCAUAUCUGAACCUAUUCAAAUAUCAGAUAUUGGAAUUCAAAUACGACAUUCAAUUGAGAAUACAAUUUCGAAUAGAAUAAAUUUAUUUGAUGGGAAACGGCAUGAAUUAUUUAGAUAUUUGAAAUCAUCCGAAAAUAAAAAUGAAUUUUUAAAAAUUAUAUUCAAUGAAUUUGAACUUAUUAAUGCUUAUCUACAAGAUCGGCUUGAUAAAUUAAAAAUCGAAGAAAAAAUCAUUGAACUAAUUAUACCUAUUUUAGAUAAACAAUAUGAUGAUAUUUCAAUAGAUCAAAUCGAAUACAAACGUGAACAAUCUAAUAUGGAUAAUCUUCUUAAUACAAUGAAAUCAUUUUUAGAAUUAGAUGAACACUUGACGAAAUAUCGAAAAAGUCAAACAAUUGAACCAUUAGAAAUUCAAAAACUUGAAAAUAAUCUUAUUCAGCAGUUAACUCAAAUAUCUACUCAACUUGAUGAUCCAUUAAUAAUUAAACAAGUUCAAAAUCUUACGAAUCAUAUGCAAAACACUCAACUUCUCAACGAACUUCGACCUAUUAUUCUGUCUGGUAUUAAAAAUCGUGCAAAAACAAUAGAAGAAAAAUUUGAAUCUUUAUUAAUAAAUAUUCAGAACAAAUCUAAUCAAUUAAAACAAUCAGAACUAAUUCGAUUUGAAUAUUUUCAAUUUUUCAAUACACGAUUUAAUGAAGAAAUGGAACACGAAAACAAUAUCGAAAAUUUAUAUGACAAAAUUGAUCGAAUGCAAUAUGAUCUUCAUCAAAAGAUGGCUGAUUCAUUAGAAACAAUAAAAUUUGAAGAUCUUAAUAAAUUAGUGAAGGAUGUAUGUAAUUUAAAUGAAAUUGAAAUUCCUAAUUAUUUAAAAACUAAAAAUGAAAAAUUAAUUUAUAUAUUUAAUUUUAUUCUUCGAUUUCUUCAUAAUGAAUUGAAAAUAAUUGAACAAUAUAGACAGAAGAUAUUUGAUGAAUUAGAACAAUUUAAAAUUAAAUCAAUAGAUAAUAAUGAAAAUUUUUAUUUUCAACAAAUGAAUUUUAUUGAAAAUGAAAUAAAAAUAAAUAAUCAUAAGAAAUUAUUAAAAUUUAUUAAAAAAUUUAAAAUUUUAUUAAAUAAAUUAGAAACAAUUAAUGAAAAAAAUUCACAAUAUGAUUUUCUUUAUUCAAAAUUUGAUCGAUUAUAUGAAAUAAUAAUGAAUAACUAUCAAAUGAAUCUUCCUGCUAAAACAAAUAUUCAAUUCAUACGUGAUACAUUACAUAGUCAUAAAAAAAUACUUAAAAAAGAAAUGAGAGAAUUCGAUAUAACAAGAAAUGAAUUAUUACGAAAACUUGAUGUUUUAAAAAAGAAAGAAGAACUAAAACAACGUACAAUGUUAACUUCAAUUACUGAAGAAGAUCAAUUGAGUUCAUUAAGAGCGUAUACUCAACAAUCAGAAAUUGAACCAUUAAAUAUACAUCAUGAAUUUUAUGCAAUGAAAAUUCAACAAAUCACUAAUGAUCUAGUUUCUAUGUUUCAUAAUAAGACUCCUGAAUCAAGUUUAUCUAAUAUGAGUUCAUUUAGCAAAGCAUUCAAUCAUUUGAAAACUUAUGAACAAAUUUUAAAUAGACAAAAAAUUAACAAUGAAAACAUAUUAAAAGAUAUUGACGACGAAAUUUCUACAGCACGAGAAUAUUCAUUGUUUGAUAGUCUUGUUCGUGAACAAAUGGACAAUCUAAUAAGACAACAAAAUGAAUUUACACAUAAUAAACAAUUAAUUAUUAAAAUACAAACAAUUCUACACGAAACAACCAAUCAAUUUCAUUCGGUUUUUAUUUCUAAUUUCGAGCAAGACAUAAACCAAGAAUUACUUCAACAAAUGAAACAGAGAGCCAUAGAUGUAAUCAUUCAAUCUGCUCAGUACGAACGUUUAUCUAAACGUAUAUCUCCUAAUUUACUUGUAUUGCAUAAAUUAACUUCUGAACAAGAAUUAAUCCCUUCAAUACUACCAUGUUCAGUAAAAUUACAUCAAUUAGAAAUACAAACAUCUAUACAACAAGAAUCUCCAUAUCAACUAUUUCAUUUUCAAUAUCAAUCAACAACGAAUUUUCAAAAAGAUUUUAUUCAACAAAUUUCAUCAUUAGAUUCUAUAGAUUCAAAACAACGAAUUUUACAAAAUGAAAUUAAUUAUUUACAUAAACAAUAUAAUGAAGCAAUUGUUAUUGGUGAUUUUACUCGACAAUUAGCUGCUGAACAAAUUAUUUCAAAUAAAUUUCAAAUGAUUGAAUCUUUUCAAGAAAAAGAAAAAUCACAGAAAACUAGUCCAAUAGAAAUUCAAAUUCCUUCAAUGAUCGAUAAUCAGCAAUCAAUUGAACAUAAAAAAUCUAAAACUUCAAUAAAAUCAUCAAAAAUCAGUGAAAAAUCUCUUGAUACAAAUCAAGUUAAUGAACAAAUCCAUGAACUUUUAAUAAAUUAUGAUACAAUUCUACAACAACAAAUCCAAAAUGAUCGAGAAAAACUUUCUCAAACACAAACUGAUAUUGUUCAAAUAGAAAAUCAAACAGAUAGAUUGUCUUCUACUCAUUUAGAACAAGGUCAAAAUGAAAUAGUUCAUCAACAAAUGAUUGAUUUUGUUGAAGAUCUUCAUCAAUUAAGGAAAUCUCUUGAAAAAUUUCAACAGGAAAAUGAUCGUACAAAACAAAUUGAUAUACAACUUCAAAUCUUAGAUAAGAUUGAUCAAUUUGAUAAUCAAUCAAUUAUUGAUCAUAAAACAGAAAAUCUUCGUAAACAUCUUCAUAAAGAACAAAAACAGCAACAACAAGUGUCAUUAAUUCUUUCAUCAGAUAAACAAACACAUCAUGAUACUCAUAUUCAAAUUGUGCCAAGCUUAACUCAUCUAUCAGAAUCACCAAUGAUUGUUGCCGAAGAAAACAAAAUUAAAAAUAUUUCAAAUCAAACAACAAUCAAACCUGCUACCAGAAAACUAAUACCACAGACUGAUUUAGUCGAGCAAACUAAUCUUUCAUUAGUAACUACUAAUGUAAAAGAAUUAUUUCACGAAUUACAAAAAACGAAGCAUUCAAAUGAAAUAACUUUUGAAAGUACUCAACAAACAUCAGAUAUGGUAGAUACUAAAGUCUCACCAAAAAUUCCACUACCAACGAAAAUGGGUGUGGCAAUCGAAUAUAAUGAAGAAUAUGAUACAGCUGAAACUAUUCAUAAAAUUCGUGUACCCAGUCAAAGUCAUGUGCAAUCAAAUUCUAUUGUAGCCAUGAAUAGUUCUUUAUUUCUAACAAAUGAUAAGCUUGAUUCAAAUGAUAUAUCUUCAUCUAAAACACUUGAUGUUUCAAAUGAUCCUAAACAUUUAUCAUCACCAUUAACAAUAGUCGGAAAUGUUGAAAAGUAUUCACUUAUCCAAAGAAACGCUAAAGAUCGAAAAGUUGCUACCUCAACGCAACGAUCUAUUUCUCAAUCGAAACGAGAAUAUGGUGAAGUUUAUAUUCGACAUCGAUUUGUUGAUGUUAAUUUACCCGUAUCAAACAUUGAUAAACAACGAGAAAAAAACGAAGAAAAACUUCGUGAAAAAAUCAAACGAAAAACACGUUUAGUCCAAUUCGAAAAAACAAAACAAGGUAAUACUGUCAUUCAUCGCCAAGUAGAUUUAUCAAAACGUGUUUUGCUUGUUCCACAACGAGCAAUAUAUGAAGAAAAUCUCGAACCAAUACCACCAUUAAUUCAUGUACAAAAUACAACUAAUUUUACAUUCAAUCAAACAAACAUUACUCCAUUAAAAUCUAAAAACUCAUUACUAUUAGUAUCAACAUCUGAUAUGAAUAAUAAAUCUUCUGAUGUCAAUACGAUUGAUUAUCAUAGUCAAAAACCUGAAAUGAAACUAUCAUCUUAUUCUACAACUAUUCUUUCUCCUGUUCAAGAAGAACCUGAAGAAAUUGAGACACCCGAAGACAUACCAUUUACUAGUAUAGAUAAAGAUUCAUUAACGAAACAUCAAUUGAUUGAUACAACAAAUAAUAUUACUGAAUUAAUAACUUUUGAUAAUAAUGAAAAAUUAAAUUCUCUUCAAGAAAUACCUUUAAACUUAUCAAGUACAGUUCCAUCAGAUAUUAUUCAAACCGUACAAGAAGCAUCGCAACAAAAAACCGAUGAAAAUAAACGAGUUACAGUAUCUCAUUCUUCUUUACCCAAUGAUCUCUCAUCCAGAUUGAGUAUUUCUCAAAGAAAAAAUUCAAUAAUAUCUCAGCCAUCAAAAGAACAAAAUGUUCUUAAAAAGAAAUCUUCCAAAAGAAAACAUCAAUCAGUAAUUAUCAAACAAAUUGAAGAUGUUGAAUUAGUUCCAACACCAAACGAUGAAUCUCUUUCUACUCAAGCUUUUAGUAUCGAACAAGAAAAUCAAGAAAUUCAAUCUCCUAUUCCAAUUGUAUCCGAUGGUAAAGUCGUCUAUCAUAAAGUUGGUGGUAAAAUGAAGAAGAAAAAGAAAAAGAAAAAAUCAAAAAAAAUCAAACAAACAAAUACAAAUGAUAAUAGAAUAAAAAAGACAGAGAAGAAAACCGAAACAAAACUUCAAGAAGAACCACUAAUAUUAAUUCCACGUAAAGCCGUUCCAUUUAUUUCUGCUACUGAAGACAAGCAAAUUGAUGUUGAACAUGAUCCUAUAAUAACAUAUAAAAAGAAAAAACGAAAACUUUCAUCUAAAUCUACUCGUAAAUAUUCUCGAUCUCGAUCAUCAAGCAAAAGUAAAUCAACAACUAGAAGAAAAAACAAAAGCAAACAUCGAUCAAAAAAGAAAUUAAAUGUAGAAGAAAAAACAGAAAAUAUUCAAGUCGAAUCAAAAUCUAUUAAAAAUCAAGAUGCUAUUACAAUGCAUUUACUAAAUGUAAAACGUUUUACAGUUCCACCUAUAUCUGUUAUUAAUUUUGAUCAAACACGUCAUAAAUAUAAUGAUACUAUUGAAAUAACAAAUGAAAAAGUUGAACAAUCACGUUUACAUUUCCUUAAACCAAUGAUAAAAAAUUUUGAGCUUGAUAAUAAUUUUCAAAAACGUAAUAAGGAAAUUCAAAAUAUUGAUGCAUAUGAUCUUGAUAAAGAAUUAUUUGAUUUUAAUAAUGAUACAAAAGAAAUUGAUCAACCAGCUAUGUUUACAGAAUAUAUUCCUGAAUUUUUUCAAAAACAAGCAGAAGAAAAACAAAUUCGUCGUAUUUCAUUAACAGCCAUUAAAACAGAUGAAAACUUUAUCAAACGUCUUGCUCCAAGAGUAUCAUAUUUAUAUAAUGGAUGGCAACCAAGUGAUACAAUUUGUGCACAUACAGAUGAAUUUCGUCCAUUGAAUAAAUAUCUUAUGUCAGACAUAUCAUAUUAUUUUGACGAUGAUUUCAUUGAUGAAUCAGGUUUAUUUCAAAAUCAAAGAAAUUUAGAUAAAAUUGAAUCUCGAGUUAAACAAACAACUCAACGUUUUCGUGAUGAUUAUAUUGUUAAAGAAUUUUUUAAUUGUUGGAAAGAUUAUGCUGUAGAACAAGCUCGUAUUGCUGAAUUAAGACGAAAACGUGUUACAAUAGAUUUUCGUGAAUUUUGGUUUCAAGAUGCUUUUUCUGAUCCAUUCUAUUCUUAUUUUGAACAACCAUUAGAUUAUAUUAAGAAACAAGAUAAUCAUCAUCAAAUGGCAUAUCGUUUACAUAAACGUCUUGUACGUACCGGACGUGAACAACCAAAAGAAACAAUGAAUAAUAUAAAUCGUUCGUCAUUUUUACCUAUACUUUUUAAUUUACCAAAAAAUAAUCUCGAUCGACAAGUAUCUCUUAGUCGACGUCGUCAAUUAAUUAAUUAUGAUAAUAAUGAUAAUCAAAAUUAUCUUAUACCUUUAUCAAAUUUAAUAACACAUCAUGAUGAAAUUUUAUCAUUAAUACGUGAACGUAUUAAAUUUUUGAAUCGUACUAAAACUUAUAUUAAUAUACAUCGUGAUGAAUUAGCUAUCAAAGAACUUUUAUUAAAUACUUCAUUAUUACAACAAGGUACAAUUAAAGAUUUAGAUAAAUUAAUUAUUGAUUAUUAUACAUCUGUUGAACAACAAGAUAUAAAAAUUUUAUCGAAAUCAAUGAGUAGUAUUGUUAAAUUACCUAUGUUGAAACCAUCAUCACUUAUUUACAAAUCAAAUUCAAAAUCAUCUCGGCAAACAACGACUAUUUCAUAA